CCGGCCGCCAAUAAUAGGACCGCCCGGACGCCGAUCCUGCCCACGGCACGCACGCUCUCGCUGGGCAGUGGCCACUGGCCAAAGCCACCGCACGCUCCGACCGGCCAUGUCUAUGCGCGACCGCCGCUCUGCCGCCAACAUGUCCCCGUCGCUCCGCCUCCUCGGCUUCCUCACCCAGCCCGAUCGUGCCGCCGACGUGCAGGAGCUGGAACUCGACGAGCGCGACGUGGUCUGGUCGUCGUCGUCGCCCACCUCCUACUCCCCGUCCUCCUCCAUCUCCACCGCCUCCUCGCCGUCGCCCACGCCGUCCCCGUACAGCAACGGCCAGCGCUGGCCCCUCUCGUCCUCCUCCUCCUCCCGCGGGUUCCCUUCCGGCGGCGCCGGCCUGUCCGCGCUCAUCGCCGACGAGGACGGCCGCUCCCCCACCGCGGCCAUCCCGGCCGCGGCCCGGCGGGAGAAGCAGCGCCACCCGCAGCCGUUCCACCAGUCGGCGCCGGUCGCCGUGCCCGCCUGGUCCAAGGCGACGGCGGACAGGCGACGCCGGGAGGCGGAGCAAGAGGCCGCGGAAGAAGACUACGACGAAGACGACGACGAGCCCGUGGUGCCUCCGCACGAGAUGGCCGCGCGCCGCGCCGCGGCGGCCGCGUCGGUCAUGGAGGGCGCCGGGCGGACGCUCAAGGGCCGCGACCUCCGCCGCAUGCGCAACGCCGUGUGGCGCACCACCGGCUUCCUCGACCUGUGAAGAAGGAUGCCCCGCCCGGCCUGCCCUUUGGAGGUUUCUCUCGAUCGCUGCAUGCCCACGUCACUCCAGCCGGCGGUGCAUUUCGUUACGGAAAAUGUGGGUCUUUUGUUGCUAAUUAAGUUUUGGGUUCAUCUAGGCGCGAUAUUUUGAAAGCUAUUCCAUGUGCUAGCAGUAAAUUGACAAGUGUUUAUUGUUUCUCCUA
Lolium rigidum is the source of this 944-nucleotide messenger RNA. RefSeq lists its product as uncharacterized. Lineage: Eukaryota; Viridiplantae; Streptophyta; Magnoliopsida; Poales; Poaceae. The record is from RefSeq and is a predicted model, not a curated record. The transcript has a single exon. The coding region runs from base 107 to 742 and encodes 211 amino acids.